Brenthis ino (lesser marbled fritillary) is the source of this 585-nucleotide messenger RNA. NCBI's taxonomy places the organism in Eukaryota, Metazoa, Arthropoda, Insecta, Lepidoptera, Nymphalidae. The record is from the annotation of a GenBank genome assembly.
AUGUCGGAACUUCGUGGUUCGCCGCCUCUAUCUCGGGCUUUGGAAGGUGGAUUUGGGGCACCGUUAGCCGCUUUAAGUUCUUUGGCGGAGGCACCUCCUCCGGCUCCUAACCCUCACGGUAUUGACCACAUACUGUCUCGUCCAUCAGUGGGAGCCAAUAUGGGUGCUGGACUGCUAACCCCGAGGCUCUCCCUGGCCGCGGCGGCAGCAGGCAUGGCGCACUACCUGCAACACAAGCCUCUCUACUGGCCUGGUUUCCAAGGGUUGGUUUCAAACCCCAUGGCGUGGAGGGAACGAUUACAGUCAAUGAGCAAUGGCGCUCUCAGUGCAUGUGCCGCACAAGCUGGUGGUAUGGACAAAGACGGUAAGAAGAAACACACGAGACCAACCUUCAGCGGACAGCAGAUAUUUGCGCUAGAAAAGACCUUCGAGCAGACCAAGUACCUCGCUGGUCCAGAGAGAGCUAAGCUCGCGUACGCUUUGGGCAUGACUGAAUCACAAGUUAAGGAUUUCCUCUCGUUCAUAAUGGAGUGGUGUAGCAAGGGUAGAGUCGACCCGCGCUGCGGUCACGCACGUUUGAUACAA